Fonsecaea monophora is the source of this 711-nucleotide messenger RNA. RefSeq lists its product as hypothetical. The record is from RefSeq and is a predicted model, not a curated record. Gene Ontology annotation, biological process: proteasome regulatory particle assembly. Bases 1 to 711 code for a protein of 236 amino acids. NCBI's taxonomy places the organism in Eukaryota, Fungi, Ascomycota, Eurotiomycetes, Chaetothyriales, Herpotrichiellaceae. Gene Ontology annotation, cellular component: nucleus; cytoplasm. The transcript has a single exon. Gene Ontology annotation, molecular function: protein binding.
AUGGGACUUCCGAUGGACGCUAACCUCGCCGAGAUACAUGUCCCAAGUGGACCUACCUCGAUCCACCAGGCAGAGUCGUUUGACGGUCUCUCUUUACAGCAACUCAUUGCACGCAAGGACAAUCUUGAGGCAGAACUCAAGGCCUUGGGCGCAGUCCUAGAUAGCCAUGGAGUCACCAUGCAAACAAGCCUGACCACAUUCGAUGGGUUUCCAAGAUCAGAUAUUGAUGUGGCGCAAGUACGAGUUACAAGAGCUCGGAUUGUUGUGCUCCGCAACGACUGGAAAGCUCUGAUGGACAAAAUCGAGAAGGGUCUUCACGAACAUCAUGCCAAAUACCAAGCCUCGGACGAAUACAAGAACUCACUGAAUCAACCUCAAUCCCGACCAGCGCCCUCUCCUGCAUCCGAACAGACACCUUCCGCCCCCGAGACCCCAUUUGCAAAGGUGAACAGCAUUGAGCCCGGGAGUCCUGCACAUGAAGCUGGUCUAAAGUCUGGCGAUCUGAUAAGAAGAUUUGGGACCGCAAUAUGGUCAAACCAUGAAAGAUUACGCAAAGUUGGGGAAGUUGUAAGUCAAAACUUGGGUCGACCGAUCUUGGUUCGGGUUUCCCGUGGUAUGGGACAAGACGCGCAAGAGCUGGACCUGAGGUUGACUCCCAGACAGAAUUGGGGUGGAAGAGGGACGCUGGGAUGUCACAUUGUUCCCGUAUGA